Molecule: messenger RNA, 3305 nt
Organism: Centrocercus urophasianus (Greater sage-grouse)
Lineage: Eukaryota; Metazoa; Chordata; Aves; Galliformes; Phasianidae
Product: polymeric immunoglobulin receptor-like
Exons: 10
Coding region: 469-2169 (566 amino acids)
Cellular component (GO): plasma membrane
Molecular function (GO): transmembrane signaling receptor activity
Source: RefSeq, a predicted model, not a curated record
GGAUGGAGAUACACCUUUGUCCAGGGAAAAUCCAAGUGCUUCAGAAAGCAUGAUCCAAGGCUUCAAAGCAUACCUGUGCCCCAGAAGCUUGGGAGUCCAACCUUUGUACCCUGGCACGUUGGGCAGGGCAGAGCAAAGCUUUGCAGCAAGUCACAUCUAUUGGCUUUGCCAUGAGCACCAAACCACCUGCUGCUCUCACAUGGAGUGUGAUGUCCUGCAAAACCUGUGGGUAUGGAGAGGGCAGAACCAACCUGGGGCGUUUCCAGCACUGCUGUGCAUUGACUGUGCUUCAAUCCAUCAUCUUUAUUUGUAGGAAAAACAGAGCAAAGUCUGCCACAACAUCACAACUGUUGCUACGCGCACUUCUGCCUUUCUGGAAGCAGUGCAAUCCACUAACCAACAAACUUUAAAUGCACAGCAGUUAAAAUGCAGCACAAUUAAAGGACACCAGCAAAAACUGUACCCAAAAUGAGAUUUGGAAGUUUGCCGAGUGAACAUUCGAGAAGGGCAGAGAUGGAAGUUCUCCUCCUCUUUGUGGCUUUGCUGCAAGAGCCAGCCUCAAGCACCUUGUAUGGGCCCAGGUUUUUGUCAGGUGCAGUUGGAGGGUCCAUCACCCACCAGUGCUUCUACUCCAUCACGCCUGCCAACAAGCAUGACAGAAAGUUCUGGUGUAAAAGGAAGAGCGAUGGGAUUUGCUACACCAUCAUCUCCACCACCAACUUCAUCUCAGAAGACCACGUGGGCCGAGUGGCCCUGGAGGAUGUCCCUCAGAAUGGCACCUUCAUGGUGACGAUGACACAGCUGAAGACAAGUGACACAGGGACCUACCGAUGUGGCAUUGGCCCCACCAACAGCGACCUCCACGUCAGCCUGAACCUGACGGUGUCAGCAGAUGUGGGCACGCAGAGGCCAAUUGAGCUGUUCCUUGGGAAGCUCCGUGGCUCUGUCACCAUCCCCUGCCCACCUGGGGACAGCCGGGGUGGCACCAGGAGGCUCUGGUGCAGAGUGGGGAAAAGCAGCUGCAUCCUCAUUGCUGACACCGAUGGCUACGUGGGAAUGAGCUACGAGGGACGGAUCUAUAUUACUCCCCAGGAGAGCUCUGGAGCAUUCAAAGUGCUGAUAAAUGAUUUAAGGCCAGAAGACGUGGGGCUGUACAAGUGUGGGAUGGGCAGCCCAGCUGACUGGGACAGCUGGCAGAUGGUAGCCCUGCAGGUGACCACAGUCCCUGCCCAGCCCCGGAGGGUGAAGUUUCUGCAUGGCAGCGUGGGGGGCUCACUGUCCCUCAGGUGCCACCACGACCCUGCAGGCAGCUACACCAGCAAGUACCUGUGCAGGUGGCAGAAGGCCAGCUGCUCCCUGCUGGUGGACACCGAUGGGUUUGUGCAGGAGUCCUACAAAGGGCGCAUGUGGAUCAGCAACAGCAUGCAGGACAGUGGGACCUACACCGUGAUGAUGAGCCGCCUGCAAGAGGAGGAUGCAGGGUGGUACUGGUGUGGGGCCAGGAGCGGGCAUAGGGAGCACACGACCCCCAUGAAACUGCUCAUUGAGAAAGAAAUCUUCACUUCACCAAACCCAGCAAGGCACAAUUCUAUGAACCCCACUUUGCCGUUCAGGUCAUCUUCCAACCAUGUAGUGACACAGAGUAGCACCACAUGGCCAACAGACACCACAGGACCAACAGACACCAUGGAUCCAACAGACACCACUGGGCUGAGACUCACCGCAAUGUUGGCAUACAUCACAGGCACCAGAACUGAGGGCACCAGCCCCCAUCCAUCCACCAGUCCUCCCCCCAGCACCUUUGUGACCUCCCACAGUGACACCUACAGCCAGAGCUCAUCGGGUGAAUUCUCUCUGCUCUCCGUUGUGAUACCAGCUCUGGUUUUGCUGAUUUUCAUCAUUACCACUGUUCUUGUCCUUACCAAAAUAAAGCUUCGUAAGGAGAUGGAAGAAGGAAGCACCCUGGGACAGACAGAAGCUGUGCUGGUGCGGACUGGGCUGAGUCCCACUGAAGGACAGGGGAUGGAGGACCUCAGCAGCCCAGACAGCACCAAUGGAUGCAAGGCAGAGUCAGGCAGACAUCGGAUGAUACGUGCUCUCCUCGGAAGGUUCGGGCAGACCAGGUUGUAUGAAUCCUUCAGUGAAAAAUAUUCUUUCCAUCAUGAAUGAUGAAGACUUGAGGGAACCCAGGCAGAACCCCUCCUCUCAGAGCACGAUGUACAUAAGCUCAGAAGCUCCUUUACUGAAAGGCAAAAUGCAGCUAUAACCUCAAAGCAUGCAGCACUUCUUCCUUGCUCCCCAUUCCACAGCCAAAUGCCUUGUUGUGUGGCGUGUAGAGAACGAAAUGAAGCAACUAGCCAUGCUGUUCCUGUAUGCGACCCUGACUGUCUCCUGUAGAGCAGAGCACCCCAAUGGGGAGCUGGGUAUGGAAUGCAAGAAUCCUCAGGGCUGCAGGUCUGACUCUUGGACAUCCUCAUCCUUAGGGAUUUGUUUUGCAAAGCACAAACCGUGUCAGACUUCAGUUCAACACCAAAGGUUUCAGCCCAGACUGUGUGCCAUACUUCAGCCUGGAGGAAAAAAAAAAAAAGCAAAGCAAGGGUUAUUUGUGUUCUGGAGAUGCCAAAGUGCUUUGGCACCUGUGACUUGGCAAGACGACGCUUCCUUGUCUGUUAAAGCAAAUAUAUUUGCGUAAUUCCAUCUUGUUCAGAGACAAAGUAUCAGUUUUACCAGAAACUUCAAGGGCAAAGACGGACGUUUGGAUAAAGAAGCUGUUAGUCUGUCAGGAGCUGCCUCUUGUCCAAGGCGCCCAAAUGGCUGCAGGCCCUCACUGGCUGCCUUCAUCCAAGGUUCCUCUGCCUACUGCGGUGCCACCAUUUCCAGCUCCUUCCAAGCACAUCUCUGUGCACGUGAGCAGCCAGACAGGAGGUGGGAAGGAAACAUGCAGGCAUCCAAAAAGGAAAGGCUCUCCUGAGAGCAGUAGGUGUGCAAAAAGCAAACACACCUGUGUUUAUCGUGGCCAAGCGCAAACCCCAGAGCCGCUGUCCUGCUCCAGCUCCUCAGCUUGUCCUAUGAGCGGGUGAGAAAGUCUUCCUGUGGCCCUGAAUAAAACAAAAUCAUUGCUUUAAUUAGAAUAAAGGAAAGCAAGUUAAUGUCUCAUCCCACACAAACAAUUCAGUUGUCUCUGACUUUAGGCUUUCAAACAGUUCCAUUUCCAACAACCCCACUCUUCAGAAUGAACUCCUGCUUGGGAUCCUCAGUAUUCCACAGCAGGGGAGCAGAGCAGCAAGGCUGAACACAACAGCAAA